UCAGUGACGUCAUCAGGCGGCGGCGCACUCCUGUUUGUUGUGAAUCUACUCGAGAAAGAACAGCAGAUUAUUAUAAAGAUGGCGUUUAUUAAAGAGGAGAGUGAAGACAUCAAGAUUGAAGAAACAUUCACAGUCAAACAGGAAGACAUUGAAGAUAUUUUGAGAGUGAAACAUGAAGAGAUUGAAGAAACAUUUACAGUCAAAAAAGAAGACCCUGAGGAACAGACAGACCCGAUGCCAUUCAAAGAGGAGAGUCUAGAUCAGAAUGAAGUAGAAGAGAAGGAUCUUUAUGAAGGAUGUCGUGACUUGAAUCGGAACAGUCGAACACCCCCUCCUCAUGGAAAAAGAGCCCAGAAAGCUAAACCCUACACCUGCCAUCUCUGCGGGAAAAGUUUCACGCGGAAAAAGAUCGUUACAGACCACAUGAGGCUUCACACUGGAGAACGGUUUUACGAUUGUCAACAUUGCGAAAAGAGUUUCGCUUGGGAACAAAACUUUAGGCACCACAUGAGGAUUCACACUGGACGAAAACCUUACGUCUGCCAACAGUGUGGAAAGAGUUUCACUUGGAAACAAAACCUUAGAGAGCAUGUGAUGAUUCACACUGGAGAAAAGCCUCACAACUGCCAAGAGUGUGGAAAGAGUUUCAUAAAGAAAAAUAAACUUACAGAACACAUGAAGGUUCACACCGGAGAAAAGCCUUACACAUGUCAACACUGCGGAAAGAGCUUCUCCAUUAAGGGGAACCAUAGAAGACAUGAGUUAUGUCACACUAAAACAAGCCUUGCUCCUGAGAAGAGUGUGGAAAGAGUUUAAGACAGGGGUCAACACACUUGUUACUGGAGGGCCGGUGUCCUGCAGAGUUUAUCGUCAACCUUAAUCCAACACAGCUGAACGAGCCUAGGUCUUACUAGUAAGUAAGGUCUGACUAGGUACACUUGAAACUUCCAAGCAGGUGUGUUGAGGGAUGGUGGAGCUAAACUGCAGGGACACCGGCCCUUAUGAACAAUUACUUGAUUCCCAUGAGAUGCUUGAAAUAACUUAACAAUGCAGACGCCAAUAAUUGAGUCUGGGCUCGUUUUUUCAAAAGGUUUAAUCCGGAUUCAAUUGAUCCAGAUUUAGUAAUGUUUUUUGCGAUCCGUGAUCACGUAAUCCAGCUUACUUUUUAAGCCAGUUAUUCAAAGCAAUAUGGGAUUGGAUCAAUCUGAUCUGGAUAUGAACUUUUCAGGAUCACUAAAUCUAGAUAACCAGUGCUCAAACAGGAUAGGAAAUCACAAUGUAGGACUGUAGAUAUGAAAAGAGCAACACGUAGAAAAACCAGCGUGGGGUCAGUAUAACUUUAUUUUUAUUUGAAAUGAAAACACACACACACAUUUAAAAAACUGAAAACAAGUGAAACCCCAGCCCAUCCUCUUCCAGCAGCCCGCUCAUCUGAGGCCUACAACACAAACACUGGACAGUGAAGAUAUUUAUAACAAGCAUCAAAUAUAGAUUUUUUUAGUUUAAAAAAAGACUUAAUGUCAAAAACUCCACAGUAAUUUCAGACUUCCUCAUCUGAUGUGGAGAGAGCAGCUUGUCUGUGCAAAGCCAUUAGGAGGCGGAUGUCAAGUCUGGCCUUGGUUUGCUGCAGUUUGGUCAGUCAGUUGUUCCUCUGCCAGAUGAAGCUGUGCUUCUGCCCUUUCAGUCUCUUUCUGCAGUUGUUGAAAGUGAUUUU
This is a messenger RNA of Danio rerio (zebrafish), 1714 nucleotides long. NCBI's taxonomy places the organism in Eukaryota, Metazoa, Chordata, Actinopteri, Cypriniformes, Danionidae. The record is from RefSeq and is a predicted model, not a curated record.